This is a messenger RNA of Microcebus murinus (gray mouse lemur), 3402 nucleotides long. RefSeq names its product NSF attachment protein gamma (gene NAPG). NCBI's taxonomy places the organism in Eukaryota, Metazoa, Chordata, Mammalia, Primates, Cheirogaleidae. Gene Ontology annotation, biological process: intracellular protein transport. Gene Ontology annotation, molecular function: soluble NSF attachment protein activity; syntaxin binding. Gene Ontology annotation, cellular component: SNARE complex; vacuolar membrane. The record is from RefSeq and is a predicted model, not a curated record.
CUGCGCGAUGUCUUCCAGCGAGAUGAUCCUGCAAACUCUGGGUCCGCUUCGCCGCAGCAGGUUUGCGCCCUCCGGCCCUCCGUAGCCGUUCGGCUGCUGCGCUGUCCCGGCUUCCUUUUCGGCGUUCCCACGCCUACUCGGCCCGGUUCUUUCCUGGACUGUAGCGCCCUCGCUCUCUCCCCACGUCAGGGUCCGGGCUGUGGAGAUGGCGGCUCAGAAGAUAAACGAGGGGCUGGAGCAUAUGGCCAAAGCAGAGAAAUACCUGAAAACUGGUUUUUUAAAAUGGAAGCCAGAUUAUGACAGUGCUGCUUCUGAAUAUGGAAAAGCAGCUGUUGCUUUUAAAAAUGCCAAACAGUUUGAGCAAGCAAAAGAUGCCUGCCUGAGGGAAGCUGUUGCCCAUGAAAAUAAUAGGGCUCUUUUUCAUGCUGCCAAAGCUUAUGAGCAAGCCGGCAUGAUGUUGAAGGAGAUGCAGAAGCUACCAGAGGCUGUUCAGCUCAUUGAGAAGGCCAGCAUGAUGUAUCUAGAAAACGGCACCCCUGACACCGCGGCCAUGGCGUUGGAGCGAGCCGGAAAGCUUAUAGAAAAUAUAAAUCCGGAAAAGGCUGUACAGUUGUAUCAACAGACAGCUAAUGUGUUUGAAAAUGAGGAACGCUUACGACAGGCAGUUGAAUUACUAGGAAAAGCCUCCAGACUGCUAGUACGAGGACGCAGGUUUGAUGAGGCGGCCCUCUCUAUUCAGAAAGAAAAAAAUAUUUAUAAGGAAAUUGAGAAUUAUCCAACUUGUUAUAAGAAAACAAUUGCUCAAGUCUUAGUUCAUCUACACAGAAAUGACUAUGUGGCUGCGGAAAGAUGUGUCCGGGAGAGCUACAGCAUACCAGGGUUCAAUGGCAGUGAAGAUUGUGCUGCACUCGAACAGCUUCUUGAAGGUUACGACCAGCAAGACCAAGAUCAAGUGUCAGAGGUCUGCAACUCGCCGCUUUUCAAGUACAUGGACAAUGACUAUGCUAAGCUGGGCCUGAGUUUGAUGGUUCCAGGAGGGGGAAUCAAGAAGAAAUCGCCUGCAACACCGCAGGCCAAGCCUGAUGGCAUCACCGCUGCAGCUGCUGAUGAAGAGGAAGAUGAGUACUCAGGAGGACUGUGCUAGUAUUUUGCUUGCAGAAAAGAAAAGGAAAAAGGGGAGAAUCCUGACAUGCAAUUUCAUGGACUCAGGACUUGUUUAAGGGCAUCCACGGUUUGUUGCAGUCAUGAUUGUAAAUACUAAUAAAAAGUAAUUUUUAGUUAUCUUUUCCCCCAAAUCACUCAUUGUAUCCACCAUCUGUGAAGUAUUUUGUUUCUUUCCAUGAUAAGAGCUUUCCCAAGACACCAGUAGGAAUUAACAGAAAAUGUACUGUCACCUUUUAAUACAGUUGAUGUUUGCAAGCCAAAUUCCAGAUAAAUUACAUUCUAAACAAAAGAGGCAAUAGGCAGAUAGUCUUCUCUCUUGGGCUCUUGUAAUCUAUUGUUAGAGCAUUUUGUUUUUCAUUUAAUUUAAUAAUUGCUACUAAAAGGUUUACUGGGAAAAAAUUGCUUUAAAAAUUUCUGUUUUGAAAAGAAAAUUUAUCCCUCAUGUUAUUAGAUACAUUUAAAUUAUUAAAUCUUUUCAGAGAUGAGAUUGGGACAGGAAGCUAUUUUGAGCCUCAAAAUAUUAUUUAGCCCCAUAAAAGAUGGACUUAAGCUUUUAUAUGUAGGUUUGCAAAAUUUUGAAGGUAGCAUAUUAAAGUGAUUCUGUAAAUGUCUUCAGUCUUCUCUGAAUAAUGGGUAUUUCUUCCAUCUAAAAAACACAUACAGUGGCUAUCUCCAAACCUACUUGGUUCUUGAGCAAAUGGAAGCUAAUGAAGACCUUUUUUAUGCAUUCAAAGAAAGAGAUGAUGUUUCUGUCAGUCUAGUAUAUAUAUACACAUUUUUCCCUCUAGAAUAUUUUCUGAUUUAUUUUGAGUUACAACUAUGCUAUAACUUUACACGGGAAAUGCCAUAUACUAUAAAAAAAACUUAGCCGAAAGGGAAGAAUUAUUUUUGAAAGACAUAUAUUUAAAACACUGUACUGCCAGUAUAUUAAUCCUUUAAUCCUGUGUGGCUCAGACUCAUUUCAUAAUCUGGUAAUUGGAAAGAACCUACAAACACCAGCAGUGUGCAUUACACAGGCACUUGCUACGCAAAGUAGUUUCCUGUUUGUUCGUGCCCUGUCUCUAUCUCUUUUAGGGUCAGACCUCAUUUGAGUAUAGUAUGCUUAGUUUUGCUAGACUUCCUAGAAACACUAAGGUAGAAUCAGAAGUAAGUAAUUCAUUCUCAGUUCUGUGGGAGAGCUUAGACAGAGUAUCAUUCUCCUCUGGCAAGUGCUUUGAGGGGUGGAUGUUAGUGCACAGUCUUUAUUGUAGAUCUGAUACAAAACACUGGGAAAUUUAGUGUUUUGAUUCCUUAAGUUACUUGGGUAGUUCUGCAGGUAACAGUUCAUUCUCAUUAAUUGUUGUUGAAAUCUCAACACAAUUAAUGAACUGUUAAUACACAUUAACUAUGUGUUAAUACACAUUAACACAUUAAUACUAUGAACAAUCUAAAUAGAACUGUAUUUAGGAGUUUGCAUUUAAAGACAUAUUAAUGUUUCAAAAAUCCUAUCAUUGCUGUUUGUACCCUUUAGAUUCCAUCAGAAACUUCCUGAGUCUUACAUUAAUGUUCACUUGAGCUAAAUAAUACAGAUUUGGCAGCACUGUAAAGAUAUUUUGACUGUUUAUAGACCAUAUUACCCAUUAUAGCCUUGGGGGAAAAUUUUUAAUUUUAUUCUUACAUAUUGAAAACUUAAAGCAAAAGAGUACAGUGUAUUCCGUAACCGUAAUGCAGCUGAGCUUUAAACAACAUAAAAGGCUGUGUACAAGUGCAACCUCCCCCACACCCAGCCUGCAUUUAAGAUUGAAUAUGCAGGAUCUAGGGUAUUUCUUUGAUGUUAGGGUUAUUGUUUGUGGUGUGUAGUAAAGGACAUUUGUUUCACAUUUGUACAUUUUAUUUUUCCACUUAUGUAAGCCUUUUAUCCUGAAAGUAUAUACCAAAGUGGAAAACUUGGUGUUUACAGCAAGAAAAAUUGUUUUCGAGAAUUGUAGUGUCAUCACUUUUACCAAAGUGAAAGUCUGCAUGAAUAUGCCCAGAAUCUAAUAGUCAAUGUUCUUUUAUAUUGUAAGUGAAAUCAGUCUACAAAAUAUAUUUAAUAUAUUGAAUUUAUUUGUACAUAUGCAGAGUAUGGUAUUUGUGUAUGGAAUCUGUGCUAUUCCUAUUUUUUCAGCUCUUUAAUGAGUAUUAAAUGUGUUAUAGAAAUGCAGAUUAUUGCUUCUAUAGGAAGAUAAUUAUGAAAAUAAAACCUGAAACUAUAUAAAU